Eurytemora carolleeae is the source of this 932-nucleotide messenger RNA. RefSeq names its product N-glycosylase/DNA lyase (gene Ogg1). Lineage: Eukaryota; Metazoa; Arthropoda; Copepoda; Calanoida; Temoridae. Gene Ontology annotation, biological process: nucleotide-excision repair; base-excision repair; base-excision repair, AP site formation. The record is from RefSeq and is a predicted model, not a curated record. Gene Ontology annotation, cellular component: nucleus. Gene Ontology annotation, molecular function: damaged DNA binding; 8-oxo-7,8-dihydroguanine DNA N-glycosylase activity. The transcript is spliced from 9 exons. Bases 177 to 926 code for a protein of 249 amino acids.
UAAUUUAUUUCAUUUAAAUAAUUCAAUUCUUAAAAUACAAUGAGUUUGGUGUCUCAAUGAUUAAAAUAUCAUUUACCAGAUUAAAAACGAAGUAAACGAAGGAGACGUUACUUUUUAAUAUCCGUGCUUGGUAAAUCACUAACAUCAUAUCAAUUUGGUAGCAAUAUAUAGGAAAAAUGGUGGCGCAACAAUUUUGUCAGCUGAUCUGGCGAAAAUUUGCAUGUUCUCGGUCAGAACUCAGACUUGACAUAACCUUGAAAUGUGGACAAAGUUUUAGAUGGAAAGCGGAACAACUCGAAGAUGAAACUAUCUAUGCUGGGGUUCUGUUUAAUAAACUUGUAUUAUUGAAACAAGACGAAAGUUUUCUGCACUACAGUGAUCCAUCAGGUUGUCUGGAUGAAACUGCGCUGCAGACCUAUUUAAACCUUGAUGUUGAUCUUCAAACAUUAUAUCAAGCAUGGAGUAAAGUUGAUCCUAUAUUUUUAGAGAUCGGCAAGAAGUAUCCUGGUGUGAGGAUGUUAAGACAGGACCCCGUGGAAAACCUGUUCAGCUUCAUCUGUUCAGCCAACAACAACAUCUCCAGAAUAUCAGGGAUGGUGGAGAACAUGGCCAAGGAGUAUGGAGAUAAGGUGUGUGAGUUUGAAGGAGUUGAGUAUCAUAGUUUUCCAAAACUUGAGAGUUUAUCUGGUCCUGGGGUUGAGGAUAAACUUCGGGAACUUGGAUUCGGAUACAGGGCUAAAUAUAUACAACUGUCAGCUCAGAAAAUCCUUGAAUUGGGAGGAGAGGAAUGGUUGCACGGUUUGCGGAAACUUAAGUAUGCAGAAGCCAAGGAGAAACUACUCUCUCUCUCAGGGAUAGGACCUAAGCAAAACCGAUGCCCAUCUCUAGUGCUGAAGGCUCAGGAACAAAAUAUUCUAGGUAGCUGACUGUAU